Linum trigynum is the source of this 324-nucleotide messenger RNA. The record is from the annotation of a GenBank genome assembly. NCBI's taxonomy places the organism in Eukaryota, Viridiplantae, Streptophyta, Magnoliopsida, Malpighiales, Linaceae.
AUGACAGUCUGGCGCGACGGUAAGCGUCCCGACUGGGUUUGGUUCCUCCUGAAUCCCGUCCUUUCCCGCCAUUUCCUUAUCUCGAUCAGCGCUCGGGUGCUUGGAAAGCAAUUGAUGGGGCCGCAGUUGCUUGGCGGUGAUGACAGAGGGACAAGGAAUGGCGGCUGUCAGCUUUGGCCGAGAGCUGCAGGGGAGAGGGGUUCCUUGUCGAGUAACCAUAUGAGCGAGUUCCACAGCUCCCCCUCGCUUUCUAUCUCGAUCUCAGCCGCCGCUAUGGAAGGAGAGCUGGGUCAUCGUAGCUCUCGUUUCUUGGAUUGGGAUUAG